Molecule: messenger RNA, 2151 nt
Organism: Parathielavia appendiculata
Lineage: Eukaryota; Fungi; Ascomycota; Sordariomycetes; Sordariales; Chaetomiaceae
Exons: 5
Biological process (GO): cell differentiation; anatomical structure morphogenesis; negative regulation of transcription by RNA polymerase II
Molecular function (GO): DNA-binding transcription factor activity, RNA polymerase II-specific; RNA polymerase II cis-regulatory region sequence-specific DNA binding
Source: RefSeq, a predicted model, not a curated record
CCAUCCCGGCCCUCCAAGCCGUCUGAGGAUCCCCCCAGGCGUGGUAUAACUAGAAAGCGUGCUGCCUCUAUCAAUACGGAGGAGGCCAACCGGCCCAAGAUCGAGAACCUGAGCCUCAGCACGCCGCCCACUGCCAGUUCAAGGCCCUUUGACGGCGGCAGUGACCUGAUUUGCCUCUGUACCCCGGCCCCGAAGGUUCCCAGGCCAAGAAACGCCUUCAUUCUUUACCGCCAGCACCAUCAAGCGCACGUGGUCCAGCAGAACCCCGGGCUCGCCAACCCAGAAAUCUCCAAAAUCAUCGGCGAGCAAUGGCGCCUGGAGCCUGAGGAGCGUAAGAGCCAGUGGAAGCUGCUGGCCGAGGAGGAGAAGCAGCGCCAUCAGCGAACGUACCCCGACUACCGAUACCAGCCUCGGCGCGCAAACAAGACCGGAAAUCCGCAGUCGACUCGGCCCGCUCCUGCGCGAGGCCAGGAUCCGCACCAUUGCCCAAACUGCGGCGGACGGUACAUCGCCACGCCCAGAACGCCCUCCACACCAUUCAUGACGCCCACGACCACCAAGCCGGGCAGCGCACCGUACGGCCCUCCCCCGCUGAGCCAGCACCCAGGCCUUGCUUCGCGCGCCGACAUGAAUCGGUACGGCCGAACCCACCCGCUUUGGGGCAGUUCCCAACCCCCCGGCAGCCUGUACGACAUCCAGAAGGAUUACGACCGCGCCAUGUCCCCGAACGAGUCCAAGCGCCGCCGGUACAACGCAGCAGGAAGCUACCACAACUUCCACGUCCUGCCGUCUCCCCCUCCUCCCUACCCACAGCCCGGCUACCCUGCGUCCUCUCCCCCUCCCCACCCGCGGCAAUCCUCCUUCAGCAACCCGCCCACACCAGCCAGCUUCGCCCCCGGCCCCGGUCCGACUCCCCUUUCCGGCCCUUCCUCCAUGCUCCCGCCGCGAAGCAGCCCAGGCCCGAUGCCACCGCCGCCACGGCCUUCCCAUUCCGUCCCGGUCGCGGUACCCGUCACCGGACAGCAGUACCCCGCCGCUGUGCCUCAUUCCUUCUCACGCAACAACAACUCCGAAUUCGACGAGUCCCUCCGCCUCCCGCCGCUGCAGACCCAUCUCCCCGCGUCGCCUGACACCAGCGAGUCCAGCACAGGCGGAGCGGCCGCGGCGGCGACUGCAGGAGUGACGGGGCUGGGAAUCUUGCAUUCGACGCCGACUAUCCCUUCGGAUGCGGCGGCACGGAGUGUCGAGGCGAUGGUGAUGAGUAUCUCGUUUGUGAAUAAGUUGCGGGUGCUCGAGAGAAUCAGUCCGCCUCUGGGCAUGGAGAGCGGUGGGUUCUCCGGGCCUAGGGGCCCGGUGAUUGCUAUCGAGGGGCCGGAUCAGAGGUUGGUCAGGGCUGUGGCGGGGGUUGUGGAGCGGGCGCUGAGGGCUGCGUCGCCUGCGGCGGAGGGCGGGUGGGAGGUUAGGUGCUGGGAGGAUGGGAGUGCGAGUGGUGGUGGUGGUGCCAACAUCGCCACGUCCCCCAGUUCGGGUAGCACUCACGCCAGCAUCAAUCCCUUCACGGCCUACCUCCGCACCAUCACACAUUGGCACGCCAAGUCGGCCGAGAUUGUUCAAUUUGCCACACCGCGCCCGUCAACCUCAACCCGGCGGCAUCCACUUCCUUCCCACCCAAUCAGCCCGACUACCUCAACGCCCACCACAGCAACAACCACCGUCGAAACUCAACCGCAAACACAGAUUCAGGGACAAGAUAACAACAAAAAAAAGCCACUGCCCAUCGCCCUCCUACCCUCAGGCUUCUCACUCAGCCUGUCAGAUCGCUUUGCCUGCGCAGUGCCCAUCGCCGACGCCUACGCGCCUGUGGAUCACUGGCAGUGGAUGGCGACGCUGUGGCGGGGCAUUGUCGGGGCGGAUCUGGUGGUGUAUGUCUCCCCUCGUAUGGGACAUGGACAUGGACAUGGGUAUGGUGAUAGCGUCACAGAGGGUAGUGUCGUUGGGGGUGGGACGGUCGAGAUCAAGAGUGCUGGGUUGAUUGUUGCUCGGGUGCCUGUGCCUGGUUCUUGGUAUGGACGGGGGGACCGAGACAUUAUGACGGUGGAUGAAAAGAUGAGAAGGAGGUUGGGGUUUGAGGUCGUGGAGUGGGUGCGGGGU